Messenger RNA from Eimeria maxima, 253 nucleotides. RefSeq lists its product as hypothetical. The transcript has 3 exons. The annotation marks the transcript as partial. The record is from RefSeq and is a predicted model, not a curated record. NCBI's taxonomy places the organism in Eukaryota, Apicomplexa, Conoidasida, Eucoccidiorida, Eimeriidae.
AUGUUCGUCGGUGACCAGAGAUGGUGGCGUGCUGCACAGGUGUUGGCCGGUUUGGAGUUUGAGGUUGCGCCGGAUGUGAAAGCAGCUGCUGUUAACCGCCGCGACUGCGCCAGACACUGUUGUGUCAGGCCAAGCAAGGUCCGCCAGCGGCAAACUCAAAGAUUAGCAGCAUCGGUUCCCGCCGGGGUGGAGUUUGUUAUUGCGCCAGACUUGAAAGCAGCUUCUGUUAACGGUCGAGGUUGCGCCAGGGUCC